UUUAAAGGUUUAAUAUUGUAUAUAACCCAUGUCAAAAGCAACCACAAUUAAAGAAGCUGUCAAACGUUGGGAAGAACGUGAACGACAAAAUGCAACUGAAGCAUCUGCGGUUGAUUUACAAUUCCAAUGGCCACCAGUAGAAAAAAUGGACAAUACUUUGGGAACUUUAGUGAACUGCGAACGAUUGAGUUUAUCAACAAAUAUGAUUGAGAAAAUAUUCGGUUUGAAUGGAAUGAAAAAUUUACGUGUUUUGUCCUUGUCUCGCAAUUACAUUAAAAUGAUAUCCGGACUUGAAUGUGUUGCGGAAACUUUAGAAGAAUUAUGGAUCAGUUAUAACCUGAUAGAGAAAAUAAAAGGUCUUGCGGCAUUAAAGAAGUUGAGAGUACUUUAUAUAAGUAAUAAUCUCAUUAAGGAUUGGGCAGAGUUCAAUCGUUUUCAAGAAUUGGAAGCAUUAGAGGAUUUAGUCGUUAUUGGAAAUCCAUUGUCAGAGGGUUUGGAUGAGUUAACUUGGCGUGCUGAAUGUAUUAAAAGAUUGCCAACUAUUAAGAAAUUAGAUGGAGAGCCGGUGGUUAUGAAUGAAGAGCCACAACUUUAAAUUGCAUUCUUAUUCUCAUAUAAUACAAGGUUUACAUUUAGUGUUAUGAAUGAGAUUAAAAAUAGAUUCUAGCAACAAAAGAGA
Messenger RNA from Teleopsis dalmanni, 679 nucleotides. Its product is annotated as dynein light chain 1, axonemal-like. Gene Ontology annotation, cellular component: cytoplasm. The coding region runs from base 29 to 595 and encodes 188 amino acids. NCBI's taxonomy places the organism in Eukaryota, Metazoa, Arthropoda, Insecta, Diptera, Diopsidae. The transcript has 3 exons. Gene Ontology annotation, molecular function: protein kinase binding. The record is from RefSeq and is a predicted model, not a curated record.